Messenger RNA from Thermochaetoides thermophila DSM 1495, 1248 nucleotides. RefSeq lists its product as uncharacterized. Lineage: Eukaryota; Fungi; Ascomycota; Sordariomycetes; Sordariales; Chaetomiaceae. The transcript is spliced from 2 exons. Bases 1 to 1248 code for a protein of 415 amino acids. The record is from RefSeq and is a predicted model, not a curated record.
AUGGCGUCAGAAAACGCUCCCGAGACGGGCAAGUGCGGCGUCAUCGUCGCUCCCUCUGACGAGAGUCCUAAGGAGAGACUCGCUCAUGCCGUUCUUGAUGACCUACUGUACAACAUUCUUCAUGAUCUGCUGCUGAAGGUUCAUCGCGACGAGAAAAUCGCCCGUGCGAACACGGCUGCGAUCAAGGUUGAGAAGCUUGCUCAGAACUCCGUCGACGGCGCAACCGAUACCAAGCCAGAUGUCGAGGUCGAAACCGAGGCUGCUGUCUACAAGGACGGCAAGGUUACCCUCAAGGGCAAUCCCCUUAAGACGACCAAAGAGAUCCUUUGUCCACGCUGCCAUCUUCCGCGCCUUCUCUACCCGACCGAUGGCAAAGGUGCGCGCAAGCCCGAUCCCGGCGUCAUAUACUGCAAGAGACACCCGUACAUCGAGAAGCCCGGCUAUGAUAUCUACGGCCAGACUUGGGUUGCCCCCGGUCCGGGACGCGGCAAGAAGAAGCAGAAACCCGACCCGAACGAUCCCAACUCGCCUAUCACUGCCGACGUCAGCGCCAAGGACCGCCCUCCCAACGUUCUCAGCUUCCCCAGCGCUACCUGCUCCAAAUGCAAGCGUUGCAUUCUUGUUACUCGCUUGAACAAUCACAUGGGCGCCUGCAUCGGCAACAGCGGCCGGACCGCUAGCCGGGCUGCUGCCCAAAAGAUUAGCAAUGGCAGCAAUGUGGGUAGUCAGAACGAUAACACUCCCCCCGGAAGUCAGAAGGGCACCCCGCUGCCGAGCAGCCGUGCGGCUAGUCCCCGCAAGCGCGAUGCAGACGAUAUGGACAAUGAUGAUGGCGAUGAGGAGGAUUCGUCUAAGCCCAAAAAGAAGGUCAAGGUUAUCAACAAGAAGGUUAUCAUCAAGACCAACAAGAGUCCUGCCGGCACCCCCGGCUCCAUUUCUGUCAAGAGCAAGGAUAAUAAGCCUAAGACCAGCUCCGGUCUCUCUGUUGAGCAGAAGCCCGAUGAGCCAGCUACCGCCGACUCUGUCGUGGCCAAGCCUGACCCUUCGACCGUUCAGGUCGCCCCUAAGAAGACCAUCAACCCCUCUUCAGGUACUUCUAAGAGCGCUUCCCCUGCGAAGAAGAUUAAACUUGGUCCCGCAAAACCGUCUCUGCCCCCGCCGACGGCAGCCGCCGCGGCCGCUAAGAAAAUCAAAAAGGAGAAGGACGAGAGCGAGUCUUCUGGCACCUUGUCGUCUCCUCUUCGCUGA